AUGUUAAAUAUAUUCCGAUUAUUGGGUGACCUUAGUCACUUGGCUAGCAUUUUAAUUCUAUUACAAACCAUUAGGGUCACAUCCAAUGUAGAUGGCGUCUCUUUAAAAACUCAAGUAUGCUAUAGCAUUGUUUAUUUGGCAAGAUACUUAGAUUUAUUAACAUUCCAUUUCAUUUCAUUUUAUAAUACAAUUUUCAAAAUUUUCUUUAUUACAUCCUCUAUUUAUACUGUAAUGUUAAUACAAAGGUGCAAAGUUAAAAAUCCAAUUGCUUACAGCGAUAUGAUUUCCAAGGACUCCUUUAAAAUCCAAUAUAUUUUGCUUGUAUCUUUAGCAUUGGGGUUGAUUUUCAACUAUAAAUUUAGUUUUUUGCAGGUUAUGUGGAGUUUCUCUAUAUGGUUAGAAAGUGUUGCCAUAUUACCUCAAUUGUUUAUGUUAUCCAAGGCAAAGCAAGCCACUACUUUAACAACUCAUUACAUUUUUGCUUUAGGGUUAUAUAGAGCUUUAUACAUACCCAAUUGGAUUUGGAGAUAUAUGUUUGAAGAAAGGUUUGAAAAAAUUAGUUUUGUUGCCGGGUUUAUUCAAACUUUGUUAUAUUCAGACUUCUUUUAUAUUUACUAUAAAAGAGUCUUAAAGGGUAAAAAUUUUGAAUUGCCACAUUAG
Molecule: messenger RNA, 660 nt
Organism: Saccharomycodes ludwigii
Lineage: Eukaryota; Fungi; Ascomycota; Saccharomycetes; Saccharomycodales; Saccharomycodaceae
Gene: ERD2
Product: Erd2p
Exons: 1
Coding region: 1-660 (219 amino acids)
Biological process (GO): endoplasmic reticulum to Golgi vesicle-mediated transport; protein retention in ER lumen
Cellular component (GO): membrane; endoplasmic reticulum; cis-Golgi network
Molecular function (GO): ER lumen protein retrieval receptor activity
Source: RefSeq, a predicted model, not a curated record